This is a messenger RNA of Scomber scombrus (Atlantic mackerel), 5145 nucleotides long. It is a transcript of the gene rubcn, whose product is annotated as rubicon autophagy regulator. Gene Ontology annotation, cellular component: late endosome; early endosome. Gene Ontology annotation, molecular function: phosphatidylinositol phosphate binding. Bases 229 to 3111 code for a protein of 960 amino acids. The transcript has 21 exons. Gene Ontology annotation, biological process: negative regulation of autophagosome maturation; negative regulation of endocytosis. The record is from RefSeq and is a predicted model, not a curated record. Lineage: Eukaryota; Metazoa; Chordata; Actinopteri; Scombriformes; Scombridae.
GUCCUCCGCCCACUUGCUGAUGAUAGCGGGUCAUGCGGCCUCGACUGUUUUGAUCCACACAGCUUGGGACAGGCGGGGCAGAGAUGGCGGAGUACUGGGAGUCUAGGUAACUCCUGUGAGAAAAACCCCGAACUACUGAGGCAAAAAACCCGUUUCACAAGCUGCUACAGGGGAAAUUUAGCGGUGAAGCUGGCGGCCUUGUACGGACCUCUAUUCCGCCCGGAGGACAUGGAGAUCAGGGUGGAGGGCGAGGCGGAGGAGCGCAGGCGGGAGCACUGGAAGCUGUUGUCCAGCCUGAAGACCACGGUGGAGGGCCUCGUGUCCACAAACAACCCUAAUGUGUGGUCACGCUAUGGCGGACUACAGCGGCUGCACAAGGACAUGAACAACAUCCUCAGCCAUGGACUGAAGAAUGAGCAGGUGUACUACAAGCAGAGAGACUACUGGCCAUUUGUCUGGUGUGUUCGUUACAUCAGCCCUCACCUCGCUUCACAUGUUGAACAGUUCAGUCAUCUGGAGCCGGUACUGAGCAGCGGGAUGCAGAGUGCCGGUGAAAGCUACAAGGCAGAGCGCUGGCUGCUUCACAGCUUACAGGUUCACAUGCUGUCGGCUCAGCUCAGACCUCUGCUCAGACAUCUGGGACAUACAAGAAAAUACUAUAAUGAUGAUUCCUUUCUGUUGAGCGAGCCUCAUGUCACUGCCAUGUUCCAGUGUCUGGAAGCUGUGGAGCAAAAUAAUCCUAAACUGCUGGCCCAAGUAGACACUGUAGGGUUGUCCCCACUGAAGGGACCGCCAUGUCUCGGCCUGUUGAAGAGCCAGAGCCUGUGCGUGCUGCCAGGGGCCGGCGGGGCCUGGAGGAACGCUGACUCAGCUCUCAGAGGAGAGUCUCUAAACCGCAGACUCACCACCUCCAACUGCUCCCUCCGAGAGGCAGUUGCCACCAGCCACAACUGCGGGAACACAACAGGGGUUGAACCCCAAAACAGCAACAGCACAAAAACUACCUCUCCUGCCAGCAGCCUGGGAGCUCCCUGGGUGUGUGUGUCUACGCCGGGGGAGAGCGAGCGGGGCGUGACACCCCCUCCUGGACCAGUGUCAGUCCCUUGCAUCUCCCUAAUAGAGUCGCCUUCGCCCUCUUCCUCCGUACAGCCUGAGACGGGGGACUCCGGUGAUGGUGACUACGACGAUGGUCCAGAGUACCUGGCUAUUGGUAACCUGGGGCAACGCAGUCGCCACGAUUCCCGAAGCUCCACACACAGCAGUGAGCAGGGUGACAUCAAGGACCAGCCCAUGCAACAAAGUCCCCUGGCUCCACCCCCACCUAGAUGCUCAUCUUUUUCAGAGGGCCAGAAGGGGCCGGUCCGAGGGUCCCGAGGACACACCCGCUCAUUUUCUGACACAGGGGUCAAUCUGAAACUCAGGAAUGAAUCAGCUGGUGAUAACUGCUGUAUUAAGGACUACAGCCCUUUCUCACCUCAGCGCAGCAAUGUCAGCACAACCAGUUCCCUCUACAUGGAGUCUAAUGGGUCCCAGUACAGCAGUGUUCCAGAUGGGAUGUUCAGGAAACCAUCAGAGGGCCAGAGCCUCAUCAGCUACCUGUCAGAGCAGGACUUUGGCAGCUGUGCUGACCUAGAAAAGGAGAACGCUCAUUUCAGCAUUUCAGAAUCCCUUAUUGCUGCCAUUGAGCUGAUGAAGUACAACCUGCGGCGUCAGGAGGAGGAGGGCGAGGAGGAGGGAGACAGCGACUGUGAGAUUCAACAGCUCAAGCAGAAGAUCCGUCUGCGGAGGCAGCAGAUCCGCCGCAACCGUCUGCCACCUUGCACAACCUCCCAGCACAUUUUCCACUCCACUGAUAGCGGUGGCUCCAGGAGGAGCUCUCAGGACUCCUACCAGGGCCUGUCUGACUCUGGCUCAGCUGAGGAGGUGGAGGAGUGCGAGCUACGAGAUGGCUGCGAGGGUCAGUCCCUGCUGGCGGUGUCACAGAACGGCCUCUCACUGUCACUCGCCUCCCUCUUCUCAGAUGCAGACAUUAAGCGCAGUGUGAGCUCCAGCAGUAGGUCUUUUCUCAGCUCAGAGUCCAUCUCUCCCUCCUUCCUCCAGUCCAACUCUGCUGAGUCAGUCGCCAUGGGUUUGCUCAGGCAGUUUGAGGGCAUGCAGCUACCUGCUGCCUCAGAGCUCGACUGGCUGGUCCCAGAACACGAUGCUCCGCAGAAGCUGCUGCCCAUUCCUGACUCUCUGCCGAUCUCACCUGAUGACGGCGAACACGCAGACAUUUACAAGCUGAGGAUUCGGGUCCGAGGCAAUCUGGAGUGGGCGCCGCCCCGACCACAGAUCAUCUUCAACAUUCAGCCUGCCCACAAGAGGAAGAUAGUUGUGGCGAAACAGAACUACCGCUGCGCUGGCUGUGGCACCCGCAUCGACCCAGAUUAUAUUAAGCGACUGCGUUACUGUGAAUACCUCGGCCGUUACUUCUGCCAGUGCUGCCAUGAGAACGCCCAGGCGGUGGUUCCCGGCAGAGUGCUGAUGAAGUGGGACUUUAGCAAGUACUACGUCAGCAACUUUGCCCGGGACCUGCUGAGCAAGAUUGCUGGAGACCCACUGUUCAACCCCAAUGACAUCAACAGUGGCCUAUACAAGAAGUUUAAAGCUCUGGAGGCUGUCAGGGUUUUGAGGAUGCAGCUGUUUCAUAUGAAAAAUCUCUUCAAGACCUGUCGCUUUGCUAAAGAGGCUCUGGACCAGUUCGACAGCCUACCAGGUCACCUGACUGAGGACCUUCACUUGUUCUCCCUCAAUGACCUCACUUCUGUGCGCAACGGGGAACUGGCUCCCCGAUUGAAGGAGUUGCUUAAACUUGGUACCAUGCACGUAGCUGGCUGUGUGCUGUGCCAGGCAAAGGGCUUUGUGUGUGAGUUCUGCGGCAACGACAAAGACAUCAUCUUCCCCUUUCAGCUGAGCAAGUGCCAGCGCUGCGAAGAGUGCCAUGCGUGUUACCACCGCAGCUGCUUCCGGGCAGGUAAGAACUGUCCUAGAUGUCAGCGGCUGGCAGAGCGGAGAGAGAGGAUGGCGCGCAGAAACAUGGAGGAACAAGAGGACGAGGGAGGUGGGACCUAGUACUGGGAAAAGAGGAAACUCAGAGAAAAGAAAGAAGAGCACAAACGCGACCAUGAUUGUAGUGACUGACCACAUCUCCUCCUCUUGUUUUAGUCCUCCCACACCUGGGUGACAGUACUCAGACCUUAUUGUCUUAUGUGCUGGUUUUAUUCCAUCAGGGCAGUUGUGUUCAUUCAGGAACAUGACUGCUGCUGAUUUCAGAUGUAUUUUCUAUAAACCCCUUUUCACACAUGCACUUUACUGUGGCGAAUGUGUUUGGUCUGAGGAGGUGGACUCCUGUUUCCAUAAAGAUCAAGAGACUGAUGGGAAAAGUACUCAAGCUCCCUGCAGUGAGGUGAUUUUUAAAUUUGUUUUCCCUCAAACGAAAGUAACUUCAAAAAUGUUUUCACAUGUAAUCCUUCUAAAUGACAUGAUAAUUAAAUCCCUCUAUGUGAUGAGAAACAUUGGAAAUCAAAAAUUAAGUCAAAUAUUAAACACUGUUGACGUCGAAGCUGAGGCUUCGAUCCUGCAAAGUGGAUGACGAAACAUGUUGUCUUGAGAGGAUAUUUGCUGUCUUGUAGUUCCAUGUGUGAAAAGGGCCAAAGAUUGUAUACAUUUCUCAGCACUUUGUAUAAUGUCCUCUGUGGUAAUACUAACCCAUGUGACAACAACAACAAAAACAAGCAUUAACCCAGAUUAUUGUACCCGGUUUGAAAUGUCUCCUUCCUACAUUUGCAGCUUCUGGCAACUGCUUUGACUCUGGUGAUUUUACUAGCUACUGGCUUAGCUUUGUUUUUGUGAGUUAAAGAGGCAGGAUAUGUUUUAAAAAAAAUAGAAUAUAAAGUCAAAUUUUCGACCUAUUUUAUGGUUUGAUUUUCAGUGCAGAUUCUGUAUUUGAGCAAUCCUGCCCUUUAUGUAGAUUUUUUUUUAAAAAUAUAUGAAAACAUUGAAGAUAUUUAACUAAUCUUUUCUUAUCCCCACUCCCUACUGCUCUGUUUUAAGCUGUUUUAGCUACGCUAAUGUGCCUCUGUGACCAAUGAACUUUGGCUGGCAGAGCUAGUGGAGUUACAUUGGAAAGUUGAAUUUAGAGACGGCCAGACUUCAGAAGGACGUUACAGAGUCAGUGUCAGUGUUGCAAACAUUUUAAAUAAGACUGCAAAUGCUCAGUUUUUGUGCUGCUUUGUGUGUGUGUGUGUGCGCACGUGUGUGCGUGUGUGUGUGUAUGUUUGAUUACUAGAAAGAGCUGUGUGAAUAAGAGUGCUCGUACGUGCACACGUGUCUACCUGCUGUAUUUGCGACCAUGCACAAAUGGUUUGUACCAGCCUAAUAAGCACUUGCCUGUUUUCUAACGUCGUAGGUUUUGGAUUAACAAAGAGAGUCCGGAUAAUUGCACUGAUCCUGUCUGUUGUUGUUGAAGGGGCGAGUUAGGGCGUCACUGUUUGGGGAUUUUUCUGGUGUUUCUUUAAGGAAGCUCCUGUCACCUAGUUGUAUGAAGGGUUUCAGCCCAAAAAAUAAAUCCAAGUUGUGGAAAAAGAAAUGUGCGACCCACUAAAGAAAUCAAAUUUAUCAGAAAUAACAUUUUUGUCUCAUAUGUUUGUCCCAAACACAAUUUUAUGUGCAUCAUCCUUUUUAAUAGAUUAGGCGGUAAAGUACAUACAUUCCUCAACUAUGAACAAGCUUCUCUUCAUAUGUACCAACCCUCAUGAGAUGAACGCACUCUCAUGAGACACUACUUGAAGCAUGUGAUCUUUAAGUCCCUAAACCCUCUGCUCACAUGCAUUAAAGAGAUGAACUGUACCCUGGUCUUUUAACCCGACUGCUUUUAAGAGAAACUCUGAAUGAAGUGACCGCCCAACUCUGAAAAGCCUCCUCAGCUCAGCAGACUGUUUGUUUGUCUUUGGACUGCCUUUAACAUAGAGAGAUGAGGAGAUUUCAAGUGCACUACAGAUUAAAUUGUCUAUUAUUCAAAUGGUAAUUAUUGUUAUGAUUAUUAUUUGUGUUAAUUUGCCUUUGUUUCUAAUUAUAUUGACAAUAAAAGACUGGCCAGACUGUUAA